GUUGGCUAAAGUAGAGAUCUUGCUCUUGGUUCAUGUGUGGCGGUCGUAUGCCGGUGGCAUGUUUUCUCCUCCCAGUGAUUGCACAAUAGUUGGACACAUACUGCUUCUCAAGAGAUCCCUGGAAGGAAAUUGCAACAUUUCAACAAGUCUCCACAGAUGAGGAAGUCAGAGCUCCCUGUUAGUAACGGAGGACGGUGUUUACAGGAGACUGCCAUGUGACCUGAGGGACACGUUGGUGAUCCACAGAUCGCCAUGGGCUUGAAUCCAACCCUGGGAUCGCUGCUGUUCUUCUUCGGAUUCUUCUUGACCUGUUCAGGAUCUUUCCGUGAUAACUGCAGUGACUACAAGCUCCAGUUUGAGAAGGUGUUCACAGUCCCUGGGGAUGUAGUGAUGCUCAACAGCACCCUGGUGUCUCCAGACGUCUUCGACUUCUCCUCAGUCCCCUACACCAUCACCUGGUAUGACUCCAACUCCACCAUGGAGCUGCGGAACAAGACUGGCCGGACCCUAGUGUGGCGACACAUGCUGUGGUUUCUGAAUGUGACGAUGGAGGAUGCGGGAGAAUAUGUGACCAUUGUGAGGACCCCCACAGACUGCUACCGUCAGGUCACUCAGAUGGUUGUGGAGCGUCCUCUGGCAGGCCAGUGUGGCCGACCUCAGAAAGCUCCCCAGAUCCUCACCAAUGAAGCCACAGAUUCUCUGUCCUGCCCACUGAAAGAGUACAUCACAACUUUGGACCGGCACAGCAUUACCUCAUCCAUCACGUGGUACAGAGGCUGUGAUGUCAUUGAGGACGGGACUGACCGGUACAGCUACUGGAACAGAGUCAAAUUGAAGAUUGAUGGCGUAAAACCCACAGACAAUGGCUUCUUCACCUGUGUCCUCAGCUUCAGCCUGGGUGGCAUUAAUAGAUCUGUGUCAGAGACCAUUGAUGCGUGGGUCAAAGAGGACUAUUCUCUGGAACCACAAUUGAAUGAGCCGGCAGGAGAGGUCAUUAAGGCGUCUGCAGGAUCUCGCUUCACCAAGAACUGCCUGGUGUUUGUGCCAUGUGUUGGGCCUCCUCGUGUGGAUCUUUACUGGCGGGCCAGAGACAACUUUAUCAUGAGCAGGAACCCUUCUGACAGAGUCUACACCUCUGAGCACCGAUCAUGGCAUCAAGAGUCUCCAGUUAAAGGUGUUUGGCUGGAGAAAACUCUGAUCAUCACUGAGCUGGGGCAGGAGCACUUGCAUUCCAACUAUUCCUGCCUAGUGUACAGCAACUAUGGCUCACAAAUGGACUACUUCACUCUGCUGCCAAAAGAUCCGUCCAUCUUAGUUCCCAUUGGGACCCUUAUGGCUUCUGUGAUGCUGCUCUUCAUCAGUACUGUUGCUUUCUACUACGUCUUCAGGAUUGACAUCGUGCUGUGGUUCAGACAAGCGUUUCCCAUCGUCUAUGGGAAUACAGAUUUGGAUGGGAAGCUAUACGACGCAUAUGUGGUCUACCCUCAGCCUGGGACAGCCGGAUUCAGACAGGAAGUGGAAACAUUUGCAAUUCACACUUUAAGUCAAGUGCUGGAAAAAUCCUACGGCUACAGACUAUUCAUCGCGGGGCGUGACUGUGUGCCAGGACAUGCCGUAGCAGACACAGUGGACGAGAGCAUCUGCGCCAGCCGCAGGGUCCUCUUGCUCUACGAUGCCUCAACCUUCACUGCUAACAGCAUCAGCAGCAACAAUAACCUCAGCAGUUCCAAGAGUGAGGAGAGUCUGGUGGGUGGCGUGAAGACAGACGGGAGGCAGCAGCUGGAGUGUGUGCUGGCCAUGCACCAAGCUUUGAUGGAGGGUUCUCUGAAGGUGGUUCUGGUGGAGUUGGAGGAAAUCACAGCUGCACAACUGGCUCUCUUCCCUGAGUCUGUCAGUCACCUGAGGAAGAAGCAGGGAGCUGUGUGUCUGUGGAAGAGCAGAAGGACGGGGCACAGCUGGAGGACAUGUACCAGGACACUGGAUGACAAGAAAGUGAGGCGAGACUCAGAAAUUCCCCUGUCCGUUUCCUCUUCAUCCAGGUUCUGGAAGGAGAUGAGGUAUCAUAUGCCGGUGCGUGGCAAGAGAGCCAUGUCCCCAGAGAAGACUACACUUUUAAACUUGUGACGGUGACUCAUUAGAAACAAAGUGACUGAAGGUCGUUGAGGUCAUCCAUCUGUCCCCGUGAUGAUGACUCGUCUGAACACUAGAUGUAAAAAUGUAUUGUAAAUAUAUUGCGUCGUCGCCACCUUGAAUGGAUAAAAAUAAAAUGU
Molecule: messenger RNA, 2270 nt
Organism: Synchiropus splendidus (mandarinfish)
Lineage: Eukaryota; Metazoa; Chordata; Actinopteri; Syngnathiformes; Callionymidae
Product: interleukin-1 receptor-like 2
Exons: 12
Coding region: 253-2124 (623 amino acids)
Biological process (GO): signal transduction
Molecular function (GO): interleukin-1 receptor activity
Source: RefSeq, a predicted model, not a curated record